AUGGGUAUCGACUUGGACCGUCAUCAUGUUCGGAACAGCCACCGGAAGGCGCCCAAGAGCGACAACCCCUACCUUAAGCUCUUGGUGAAGCUUUACCGCUUCCUUGCCCGCCGUACCGACUCCGACUUCAACAAGGCUGUCCUCCGUCGCCUUUUUAUGUCCAAGAUCAACCGUCCCCCCGUGUCGCUGUCGCGCAUUGUCGCCAACGCCGCCAGCAGACAGGCCGGUGAGACCCACAAGGGCAAGACCGUUGUUGUUGUCGGCACUGUCACCGAUGACAACCGUCUCUUGACGAUCCCCAAGCUCUCCGUUGCUGCCCUCCGCUUCACCACCACCGCCCGUGCCCGGAUCGAGGCUGCCGGUGGUGAGACUUUGACCUUGGACCAGCUCGCUCAACGUGCCCCCACCGGUGCCAACACCCUCCUCCUUAGAGGCCCCAAGAACGCCCGUGAGGCUGUCAAGCACUUCGGUUUCGGCCCCCACAGCCACAAGAAACCCUACGUCGAGAGCAAGGGUCGGAAGUUCGAGCGUGCUCGUGGCCGGAGACGGUCGCGGGGUUUCAAGGUCUAAGCGACGACUUCAGUCGGAGGAAAGCCGUUGUCUUGACCUUGCUAGGAGGCGUUGGGACAGGGAAGGUUAUGAUUCUUUUCAUACUUGCUUAUCGAGACUCGGAAAGGACAAGUUCCCAUGUACCCAGACUAGCAGCUAUGAAUUCAAAAUGUUGUCCGAUGUCGGUCCUACAAAUAUUCUCCAUUCCGCUGAUCCGAUACCUGUGACCGCCCAUUGAGAAGUGCUAUCGAUCGCAUACAAAGACC
Molecule: messenger RNA, 815 nt
Organism: Xylona heveae TC161
Lineage: Eukaryota; Fungi; Ascomycota; Xylonomycetes; Xylonales; Xylonaceae
Product: ribosomal protein L18e
Exons: 4
Coding region: 1-570 (189 amino acids)
Biological process (GO): translation
Cellular component (GO): ribosome; cytosolic large ribosomal subunit
Molecular function (GO): structural constituent of ribosome; RNA binding
Source: RefSeq, a predicted model, not a curated record